Messenger RNA from Durusdinium trenchii, 492 nucleotides. Lineage: Eukaryota; Dinophyceae; Suessiales; Symbiodiniaceae. The record is from the annotation of a GenBank genome assembly.
AUGAAGAUAGCUGCAGUCUUGACCACCUGCUGGUUCAAGCUCUUCUGUUUUGUCACACUUGAAGUGCAUCUUGGCAACAGUAUCAUGUUCCAAGGUUUGCUGCGCACCUUGAGCCACAAGGAUUUGCGCUACAUUAUUGACCAUUACGACGGGACACAGCAGCUGGAAGAGCUUGUGCAAGAGGCGCAGCAAGCCUUGCCACUUGAGGGGCGCACUGAAGGUUGCAUGCCAGAUGCGCCUGGUGUGGCCGCCAUCAGCCGCUUCCACCGGCUAGAGCUCAUAGAUCCAACAGCUGAUGCCGCCGUUUUUGGAGAUGCAAAUUUGAGCUUUUCGUUGAACCUCGUGAGACACCGGAAAGCAUUAGGCCAUGUUGGCCGCGUCAUUGCCACCACCUUUGAAUCCCGAGAGGUGCUUCGAGAGCGUUACAAGGAGAUUGAUGAAACCAUCAAGACCCUUCAGGACCGCACUUUGCCGAAGUCCACCAUCAGAUAG